This is a messenger RNA of Mesorhabditis belari, 621 nucleotides long. The record is from the annotation of a GenBank genome assembly. NCBI's taxonomy places the organism in Eukaryota, Metazoa, Nematoda, Chromadorea, Rhabditida, Rhabditidae.
AUGGCUGGAUUUGUGAAUCCAUUUCGCCCGAAAAUGUUGCAUCGAUCACAAACAUUGAACGAAGCGACGCUACUACCAGAGAGGAAACGUUUCGCGCUUAGCUUUGGCCUUCACUCAAGUGUUAAUCGCUCUUUGGACUCGAGUGAUUCGGACGAUUCGGUAAUCGAAGAGAAAAGCUUCAUCUGGGAUUGGCCUUUCUCAGCGGAUAGAAUCGCUCAAGGAAUGUACACAAAAGAGAAAUUCGUUGUCAUUCUCCCAUUCAACAAGGGUGGCACUGGAGACAAAAAUGGAACGACAAAAAAGUUUGAAAGAAUAGCGGAAAGCAAUUUCUCUUGGUCACUCGGGUUGAGCAGAGACGACAAGCUGCAGUCGACUUGCUUCUGGCGGCUUGAGAUCGAGAUUCAGAGAGAUCUCAACGCGCUCGUUUUAGUGGCAAGCCGAGAUAUCAGUCGAUACGAUGACAAGACAAAGCGAUUGAAGCGUUGCCGAAAAGUUUAUCGGCUACCCGAGUACUACGAUGUGGCCACAACGACGACAACAAUGUUCGAUUGGGCGGUGGUGAUCGAGGCAAAGAAGCGGCAAAUCAACAGACCGAUGUUGCGCCGUGAAUCCACCCUUACC